GUCCUGGCAGAGUUCCUCCAAAGUACAAAUACACACAGAGCUCCCAUUGUUUGCAGCCCUUCACAAGCCCACUGAUCCUAAUAUGGAAUUCAGCAGGAAACCCAUGAUUUCCUGACACACAGCAAGCUGAAGAAAGAAAGGAAAAACUCCAUUAAAAACCUCCAGGCUCUCCUCCAUGUUAGAAAUGAAAUGGAAAAUGGAGUGGAUUUAACAGGAAUCCCUGAUUCCUGCAGCCAAGCUGGAGGAAGGGAAACGCGAAUCAAAGCUGCAGGCUGCUGAUAUUUUUUAAGUCGCAAUAAAUACUGAGAACUCCCAAGCAGGAUGAAGAUUUCCUGACUCUGACGAGUAAGAAGGGACAGAUAGCUUUUUAAUGAUAUUUCUCUCUGUAUAUUUAAUUUAUUCACCUCCAUGAUUCUCUUUACUGAUCUGGUAAUUGUUAGAAGUGGCUGUGACAGCCUGGAAACAUUAGUAUGAUUUCCUGAGUUUGAGAUUUGCUGCCCCCCCCCCCCCCCCCCCCCCCAAACUCAGGAAAAGUCAAUACAAUCGCACUUCAUUUUUCCUUCAUGUGCACUUGGAAGUCCUGGGAGAAGCAAGAGCAGCGGCAGCAGCAGCAACAGCAAGAAUGAACUGCAAGGAAAAUGACAACUGCACUGACGGGAGCAGCAAUAACGCGAAGAAGAUGUUAAAAUGUGUGGUGGUUGGGGAUGGUGCAGUUGGGAAAACCUGUUUGCUGAUGAGUUAUGCCAAUGAUGCCUUCCCAGAGGAGUAUGUCCCCACUGUGUUUGACCACUAUGCAGUAACUGUGACUGUGGGAGGACAACAACACUUGCUGGGACUUUAUGACACUGCAGGGCAGGAGGACUAUAAUCAGCUGAGACCCCUGUCCUACCCUAACACCGACGUCUUCUUGAUCUGCUUCUCGGUGGUGAACCCCGCCUCGUAUCACAACGUCCAGGAGGAGUGGGUGCCCGAGCUGAAAGUCUGCAUGCCCAACGUGCCUUACGUCCUCAUAGGAACACAGAUCGAUCUUCGGGAUGACCCCAAAACUUUGGCUCGACUGCUUUACAUGAAGGAGAAACCACUCACCUACGAGCAUGGAGUGAAGCUAGCAAAGGAGAUUGGAGCACAAUGUUAUCUGGAGUGCUCAGCCCUCACACAGAAAGGCCUCAAGACUGUCUUCGAUGAGGCAAUCCUGACCAUUUUCCAUCCCAAGAAGAAGAAGAAGCAUUGUGCAAAGUGCCAUAGGUGCUGCAUCCUUGUGUGAAGUCACUUGGAAAGAAAAGCAAGAUGAGUUCAAUUGAAACAAAGCAGGUUAGAAAGGCAAUGAAGGUCACAUGAAACUGAAAUGCAGAACAUGACCAGAAAGGGGUCUUUCUUUACCCAAAUAUAGGAGCCCUCUGUUCUGUGAAACCUCCAAGUUGAAUCACAGUAGGCCAACUCAUGUCUAUGUGCUUUCCUAACCCUCCAGAGCUGUACGCAGCCUGCUCCCACUACUGCAGACUGCACUGAGCCAACAGAAACCAGGGUGCCUGCUCCUGCUUGACUCUUCAACUUAGGAAUAAGGUGAAGGUGGCAUGUGGAAAAAAAAGUUCUAAAGGUGGUGAAAGAAAUAAGAGAAACUCCAUUUCUGGCCUUAAGCAAGAAUCAAUCAAAAUUAGGAAUUUGCAGUACUUAGGGAUUGAAUCUGAAUUGACUGAAAGCACAUGAUCUGUAGAAAUCUAAUAUGUAAGAUAUACACUAUAGGUAGGGUGUACUUUUUAACUACUUUUCUUUUAUAAGACCCACUAGUUCAGGAUAUGCUUUAGUUUGUUCAAAUCGCAUGGAAGCAAAAGUGGAGCGAUUCCAAUUUGUUUUCACUUAAUGGUGAAACCUCACAGCAUCAGGAUGUUGCUGCACCCAAGCAAUCAAAAUGGAUCAACAUUUACCUCCAGACUUAAGGAAUGUCCUUAUAACAAAAAAAAAUGCAAAUAACUGUAUUUUUACAGGGGAAUGUUCAGGCUGAGCCAUGUUUCCAUAAGCUGGGAAAGGAAGAACAGAGUUGUAGCAUUAAUGUACAGAAACAAAGAAAGUCUACCACCAAAGAAUAUAGCCCUGGACAUGAAAUAGCAGCAUGGAACCAUCUCCCUUCCAAACUGAGAACACGAAUGAUACACAUUGCCAUGGCAACUGAAAAUUUACCUUAUAGAUCAGCUGGAUUUCUACAUCUCACCCAGCAGACAAGAACAGCAAAAGCCAAAAUGCCAAAGGUCAUACUGACUUCAAGUGCUUUAAGGUGAUCCAAAUGCCUUAAGAUUUUUUUUUCUUUUAAUGGAGUAUCUCAUGUAAAAAAACCUAUCAAAGUUGAGAUGUAAACAUGUUGAUUUAUUGUAGCCUUCUUCCCCCCAUUCAUUACUUCCUUCUUUGCUCCCAUUUUUCCAUCUUCGUUACUGUGGGUGCUGUUUAAGUUGCAGCCCGGCUGCAGUCAGCAGGAGGGAACUUUCACAAAAGUCACAGGUGAUUGGCUGCAGCUGACAGCACAGAGAUGGGAUGUCCAGACCUUAAGGGAAGGGAAGCUGCCUGUUAGCUCUCUUUGCUGUUGAAGAAAGUGUGCCUUUUCAAUAAAGCCUCUCCAGGGAGGCUGUACAUACCGCAGCAACACAGACGCUCAGAAGUGAACUUGACAGAUGUCUUGUUACUUCCAUCUGCCUUCAGGUACCCUGGCAAUACCAUGAGACUGUCGUUAUGUAUUCCAUUCCCCAAGCAGAAAACCACAGCGCCAGCAAAUGCAGAUUUGAAAACCUCUGAUGUAACUUCUUGCAAAGGCAACGCCUGUAGUUUCAGGAGUGCUGUAGCAGUAAGCAAGUAACAGCAGUACACCUUCCUAGCCUUGGGGCAUUCCCCCACACCCCACUCCAGGGGACUGCCGGUCCACUCCUCCUCAGAAGCACAGUAGCAUGGCUGAGCACACGCAUGCAACCAGAAGAACUCAUGUGAUUAGUGGUGAAUUAUAGACUCACUGUUACUUGGAGCAAUUAGUGACUUCAGCAGAACUGUAGGAACUGCACCCUUGCCACAGAGAAGGGAACAAGCAUGAUGCAGUGCCCAGUCCUGCAGCCAUCAAGGAUUAUGGAGCCAAGCUCCUUUAGCACAAAUUCACUUUACCAUGGACACCUACAGAAACCACCUCUGACACCCAGAGAUGUUUCCAGGUAGAAAUCAACAGUUUUCUCUGACCAAAGUGAUCAAAUUCAAGGCAAGUGCAUUGUUGCCAUUACCCAGCCAACUUUCACUCACCAUCUCCUUCUUGCAGCACACAAGCAUGGAUGAAAACAACAUUAUGCAAAAUCAAAGACAGACAAAAGAAAGAUUUCCUCACUGCUGUCAUUCUUUGCUCCUGAUUUACAUUUUGUUUUAUUAUGUCCCAGACAUUUGCUUCAAAUGAACUGGCUGACAAAGCACAGCUCAGAGUGAGGACAGUGCUGAAGCCUGGUGAAGGAGUUCACGUCAUGCCGCAGAGGCUGUGUUGCCAUCCCCAGGCAGAGCAGUGAGUAUUCACAUGGCUGGGAGACUGGCAAUCAGCUGAACUAUAAUGUGUAAAGAGAUAGUAGGGGAGUAUGUGGAAAAUUAGGAGUGGAUUCAAUAUAUAAAUAUUUAGGUAAUGUUUGUUGUGUUACAACAUAACUAGAAGUCCACUGAAACAAAAAGAAAAACCUUUCAACAGUUUUCAGAGAAAAUUAGAGCUCUGUUGUGCAGCCAUUUACUUCAGUGGAAAUACAAUGGGAUGAUUACUUUGUUUUAGCUCAUGUAGGUUGCUGUAGAGCGCUAGCCUAUAUACAAGUCUCUGGUUAAAGUAAGUGAAGUCUGUUUUAGCUGAAGCACAAUGCAAACAUUCAGGUUGGAGCUGCCAGAAACUCUUAGAGCUUUACAAAAUACAUAGGAAAUAGAAAUCUAGACUGACAGCUGCGCUUAUCAUAAAAUAAUGAGCACACUGGAAAAGUGCAAUCUAGCAUUCCCAGCAUACCCAGAGAAAGCCACAAAUAAUCAAAUGAUAUUUUUGUUUGCCACCAAAUAUCAGGGGUGUCUGUUAAUACUAAUAGGAUGGCAUGGGAUAUGAAUAUACAAUAAAAAACAAAUAGGAAUUUGUAGCAUUAAUGUAACUGCAGUGGCUCAAGAAAAACCAAUUUAAAAACACACGGUGAUGUAUAAGCUAAAAUGGUACUGUCCUAAUGUAUUAAACCACAGCACCCUGCCCAAAUCAUUGCAACUCUGUUUGAAACUAUAUUUUUUAAAAUAAAUAUUUUUAAAAUAGCUAUAGUUAAUUCAGACCCCAUAAACAUUAUUGCUGUAUUAGAUUAUGUAGAUACACUUAUCCAUGUAAUGUUGAUCCUUACUCAAGGAUCUGCCCUCUUAUGCUUAUUAUUUUGGGGAGGCAGGAAUAGCACAGGCCAAUAGCUUUUAAAAAGGGAUUGUAGGCAGAUGGAAGGAGACUCAUUGACUAUUUGGCAAGUCCUACCUAAUACCUUUUCUAAAAGCCAACAGAUGGUGCGUGAAGAGGCAGUAAAGCUUAUUUUCAGAAAUAUCACAACACCAGACACAGUGCAAGCACAGGCAUAAGGCAGCAGAUAUAAACUUCAAGUUAUUUUCAAGCACCAUUAGUAACAAGAAAAGAAAAUCAAUAAAUGAUUGCCAGGUGAAAGGAGAUAGGCUUGUUCAGUGUAAGAUGAGCUAGAAACCAAACCCCAAUUUCACCUUCAAAGGAGCACUCUUAGGAGAGUCAUAGAGGCUAUAAACUGUGGGGAGUGAAGGCGGUAAGAUUUGCAUGAAAAAGUCUGGGAAUGAGCUCUGAGGCC
Pezoporus flaviventris is the source of this 4829-nucleotide messenger RNA. It is a transcript of the gene RHOJ, whose product is annotated as ras homolog family member J. The transcript is spliced from 5 exons. Gene Ontology annotation, biological process: small GTPase-mediated signal transduction. The coding region runs from base 623 to 1264 and encodes 213 amino acids. NCBI's taxonomy places the organism in Eukaryota, Metazoa, Chordata, Aves, Psittaciformes, Psittacidae. The record is from RefSeq and is a predicted model, not a curated record. Gene Ontology annotation, molecular function: GTP binding; GTPase activity.